Molecule: messenger RNA, 2436 nt
Organism: Biomphalaria glabrata
Lineage: Eukaryota; Metazoa; Mollusca; Gastropoda; Planorbidae
Product: proline-rich protein 11-like
Exons: 7
Coding region: 88-1008 (306 amino acids)
Source: RefSeq, a predicted model, not a curated record
UAGAAUCUUAUCUUAGUAUCUAGACUAGGAGGAGUACUGGAUCUCUUAUUAUCUAAGUUGUUGAAAAGAAAUUAAAAUUAAUGUGAGAUGUUUAAAAUCAAAGAGUGGUGCACAGUUGCUGUCAGCAGGAGUUUUUCCGCUGUCCAAGAUCUUGUAAUUGGCAACAAACAAAUAGAAAUCGCAGACAAAAUAAAUGGAAAAAAAGAAGUCACAAAUACUGAACAGGAAGCUUUGAAAGGGGAGUUAACCUUAAGUUUGGAUCGGCAUGUUUGUAUUCAGUGUCAUGAGCCCAGCUUCCGUUGUGUUGAAUUAAAUGGAACCAAUAUUGAUUUAAAGCCGUCUGGCAACAUAGAAAGCUUAGUAAUAGAGAAAAGGGAUGCAACGACACAGACCGUGUUUACUGCUCCAAUAUACAAUAGCGAUCUUCCAGAUCUGCUGAAUCCAGCAAAAGCUUUUGAUUCUCAUUCAACAGAUUCAGUCACUACUCCACCACCAGUUACCCUUCUCCCACCCCCACCUCCACCCCCGCCUCCACCACCACCACCACCCUUACCUGUCUCUUUAAAGAUUGCAGCUGUUGAGCAAAGUGCCUCCAGGAGAAAAGUAGUGAAAAAAAGAAAGUCAGGUAUUGUGUCUGUCAUACCUGAAAUUACAGAAGAAGCUCUAAAGAAAGUGAGGUUGAAAAAACCAGAGGAACGCAUAUUGAAAUCACAACCAAGUGUUGAAGAGAACUCUCCAAAGGUAUUUGGUCAGCCUUUAAUUACCAAAGAAACACUCCAAAAAAUAAGCCUUCGCAAAGCUUCUCAGAAUACUAGCCGUUCUCCUCACAGACGACGCUCUAGUACUAAAGAAAACACUGACUGUGGACAUGCUGAAGCUAUUAAUGUUCAACAGUUUUUGAAGCGAACUCGACUGAACAGAAGUCCAGGAGGGACACCUUUGCCAACUAAAAGGUCAAGACACCCUGGCGAUGGUGGAACUCCUAAGCAAAGAACUGCAAUGGACUGAAGAUUGAUUUAUUUUUUAAUUAUGUUUCUAGAUGCAUAUUUUGUUAUGAGAAAUAUGUUAUUUACAGACUUGUUACCUUUCAAAUAACUUAAUGUACUGUUCUCAAAAAGAAUUGUUUAAUUAGGCAAUACUAUUAUAAAUUAGGAAAACUAAUAGAUAAAAUAUGAUGUCAAGCUUAAUGCUUAAUUUUAAUAUCCAAGAAUAUAAUAUUGCUUCAUUUCAUAAAAAAACAUUCAUACAACCUUACAUUAUUGAUAGCUAUUAAAUACUUAAAUUUUAAUUUACUCCAUCCCAUUGUAUCUUAUUUUUAUGUCUGCAUCUUUUCUGUCUGAUUCUCUACCAAAAGGUUAAGUUUUUAAAUAUAUUUUAGAUCUUGUCAUGUAACAGUGAUUCUUGUUUUGUCAGGCCAGAUGUUCUUUUUUUUUUUUUUUAAGUUUGUAAUAUUUUAUUUUUAAGUAAUCUAAAUAUCAUAUUAAUGUUUUGUAUCAUUUGAAUGUUAGGCAUUGAUACCAAUGACAGUGAUUUAUCUUUAAAAAAAAUUCUUAGGUUAUCUGGGAAAAUGUUUUUACAAGGUUAAUUAUUUUUAAACUUUUUUUUUUUUAAUGUAGAUCUAUACAAAUGUUAAAUGAAAAAAAAAAUGAAGAGAUUUAGCAAUCAAAUGUUUUAAGACCUACAUUUUAACAUUCAAAAAUUAUAUUCCUUUUUUUUAAGCUUUUUCUUUUUAAAUUUUAAAUAAGUUGUACAAAUUAUUAGAUGAUCAGACUUUUUUGACAAUUUAUUUGGUCAUCAUAUUUAGAAUAUACUUUGUAAAUAAAUUAACAAUUUUUUAAAAUUUCACUCUCUAAAGAUAUUCAUAAUUUUAAAAAUUCAUUUUUCACAUUUCAAUCUUUGUCUUUAUUAGUACAAUUAUGAAUCAAACAACAUUUUUAUCAAGGAUGAAAUGAUCAGUGGUUCAGAAUCAAGCAUUUCAAAAUAGUAUGUUUUCUUGAGCUUAAGAUGAUGUACACAAGAGGCCUGUUUUGCUGAUACAAUGUUUCUGCAUUUUGACUUAUAAAACUUUCAAAGACAUCUCUUUUAUUUAUAUUCCUUUGUUCAAUGAGACUUUUUCAAACUUUUUGCAUUGCAAUUAAUUAACAUUAAUUUCAUGACAGAGGGAAAUCAUAUUACUUUUAUAUACUAUAGAUUUAAAAAAAAAAAAUUAAACAAAAAACAGCGAUAGCAAAAAGGCAUUUCGACUUGUUCUAGCUGGGUUUUGUAGAGUAAGCAUUUUACUGUGAGUGUGUGUGUAUGCUGAGUUUCUGAAGCUAAAUUAUUAUUUAUAUACAUCAUGAUCAUGGCUUGUCUUUCAUUUACUCUCAACUUUCAUUUAAAUAAUGAAUCUUCAAGUUAAAGAAAUAAAAGUAUGACUUUUGUUUUUAUUCCUUGUCA